AUGGCUGUGUUUCUGGUAAAUGUAUGCAAAUUCAACGGUUGUGAGAAGAUUUUCCCAAGCUUGACUGAUCUAAUACAUCAUAUAGAGAACACACACAUAGAUGACUCACAGGCGCCCGAGGUAACGGAAAAGACGCAGCCAACAUGUCUUCCGCUUAGCUACGUUUUGCGCUUCGUAACGGAUAACACCCGCCGAGAUGGUGUACUCGGUUCGCCGGUGGCCGUCACUCCCAACGGUGCCGACCGAAACAAUCCCGCCCUGGUGCCGGCCAACGGUACCGGUCUACGGUUGACCACUGCAGCCGCAUCAAUCAACCAAACAGCGGACCACCACCAGCAUGGUGUCGCCGGGACCGCCACCGCUACAACCAAUUCCAGCCCGAUUGCGAACGGUGGCAGUGGCGGUGGCGUUGCGACUCCUCCCACCACAAACGGGUGCAGUACGGACCAGAACGGUGGUUCGGUGGUACCGUCGGGUGGCGGCGUCGGCGGCGCUGGGCUGGAGCAAGCCAAAAAUCACCUCAACCAAACGGUGGGCACAACCGAUCUCAAACGUAAAAUUGCCAUCAAGCAUCACAGUUACAGCAUAUCGGCAACGAACCGUAGCACCACGCCUACAGGAAGCGAAAUGGAUGACGACGAGAUGAUGGUGUCCGAAUCCGAGGAUAGCAACGAUUCCUGGACAACGGAGGAGUUUAGCUCAGAGUUCAUCAUGCGCUACGGAAGCCGACGCCAUUCCGCAUCCGGAAGCGGUAGUGGUAUAAAUUCUUCGAACGAAAAACCGUUCGCGUGUCCGGUGCCGGGCUGCAAAAAGCGUUACAAAAAUGUCAACGGCAUCAAGUACCAUUCAAAGAACGGGCACAAAAAAGACGGAAAUCGGGUCCGUAAAGCCUUCAAGUGCUACUGUGGCAAAAGCUACAAGACGGCCCAGCGGCUCAAAAAUCACAACCUGGUGGUACAUGCAACCACCACCCGGAAUGGGUCCCCGGUCGACGGAACCAACCUGCAAGCCGCGGUACCGCUUACAUCGCCGGCCCUUCCGUCGGCCACGUUGAUCUCCGCACCGGUCAAAUCUCCUCCGCUGACGAACGGUGCCAGUACCAACACCGUCGUCGUCAGCAGCACAAGCAGCAGUAGCAGCAGCAGCAACAAUAGUAGUAUUGUGACAGCCGCCGCCGCCGCUGCUGCCAUCGCUUCUAGUCAAAUCGGUACAAACGCAACCACCACCAACACUACGUGUACUAGUCCAUCCACACUUACUAUAACGCAGGUCACCCAAAACAAGGUGCCACGUGCGCUCGUACUGGCGACGGCGGCGGCGGCAGCAAACAAUAGUGCCGCGGCAACGCCGCCGAUGGCGACGACGACGACGGUGGCCUCACCCGUCAUCCCAACAGCGAACUUGUUUCCGGUGUCGCCUACCGCCAGCACCAUCACGGCAACGUCGGCCAAUGUGUCGCCGGUUAACAUCAAGUACGACAAUCUCGGCAUUCUAACGCCGGCCACCUCACCGAAGCUGAUCGCUGCUAAUCUCUGCCAGGAGGCGAACCAGCUGCAACCGUCAACGGUUGUUUCCAGCACUGGUGGUGGAGUUGGUGGCGGCAACACUAAUCCUGCCACCUCCACGAUCGCUUCGGUCGCGAUAACGCUGAAAAGUGUUACCGGUACAAAUGGGGGUGGUACCGGUGGUGGUGGGGGUGGUAAUGGUGGUAGUAAUACGCCCAGCGAGCUGGUUAGCGCUGGCGGAAACGUGGGCAUCGCCCUGGUCGUCUCAACCGCCGUUGCUGGGAAUGAGACAAAGCUGAACACUACCACCGGCGGUGGUAAUAAUAGUAAAAACGCGGUCCUCUCGGCGUCGGUCACGGCUGGCCAGCUGUACGCCGAAGAGACGUAGCCGAUACUUAAGAAUUUACUGUUGCGAAAGUAUUGACUGGCUAUAGAGCGUCGUACCUGUUCUCUUCUUU
This is a messenger RNA of Anopheles maculipalpis, 1963 nucleotides long. RefSeq lists its product as uncharacterized. The record is from RefSeq and is a predicted model, not a curated record. Lineage: Eukaryota; Metazoa; Arthropoda; Insecta; Diptera; Culicidae. Bases 1 to 1893 code for a protein of 630 amino acids. Gene Ontology annotation, cellular component: nucleus. The transcript is spliced from 5 exons.